AUGGAGCACAUUCAUGGAAUUGAUGUCAGCUGGAUGUCGCACGGAUCAAAAGAAAAAGGAGCAAAGCAGAUGCCACGCAGACGAAAUACAAUACAAACGCAAGCACUACCCACCCCCUUUGACUCAUCUCCAGCCAGCCCGAGGGCGGCGUCUCCAAUCUCGACCUCCCUUGACAACCCAAGCCCCAUAACAGAGUGUCGUCCUCAGCAUGGCGGCACCACGAAACUGCAACGGCGGUCCUCGUGGUUCUCCAACAUUUCGUCCAAGUUUUCGUCCAGCCCGAGCUCCUCGCCCCCUCCAACGACCAACACGGCAAGCAAACCAAAACAAGCCGAGCCUCCAAUCCCACGAGCCAACCCUUCCAAAAACGCUGUCCUCCAGCAUGCAGCCAAAUACGACGGCGAUGGCCCUUACAUCCCAGCGCCACCCAAGUCGUCACCACAGGCUGGCUUUUUCCAGGUCUUGCGCCGACUUUCCACGUCAUCUGGAAAUUUAAGUCCGAUGACAAAGGGAAAUCACGGCCUGGUGGAGAGGCGGGUGCUGAAUGUAGACCAACACCGGCAGCGCUGUGCACUGCCGGAGCUAAAAGCGGCAAAGCUGCGUCGUGUUGCUUUUUGUGUUGAUGUCGAGAUCGCCCCAAUGCCCAAGUAUGCCGACCAAGCGCCCGUUGUCAAGAAGGCAGCACCAGACUCCGAGCAAAAGCGAAAAGAUGCCGAAAAGGGCGAGGGCGAUGCGCUGAAGAGUGCGAAACUAUCUCUUCCCCCUGACGUGUCAAACGAAAGCCAGCCUAGCUUCGCUCAGACAGCCACACCUCCAUCUGCCGUUGCACCACCUCUACCUCUACCUCCAGCUUCUCCAGUCUUAACAGCCACGGUCCCGAUCCCAGCUGCCAUCCCAACCAUCCCAGAGACAGUCCUGACGACAACCCAGACACAGGAGGACGCGCUGGGAACAUCUCCAUCUGCAACCUUAGAUGGCAAGGCAGCAGGAGAUAGCACACGGAAGAAAGAGAAGAAGAAGAAGAGCGAAGAGGAGAGAAAGGCCCGCAAAGAGAAGAAGCGGAGGCUGGCCGAGGCAAAUGGGACCAUACCAAUGGAGCUGUACUACGACAGCGACGACUCGGAGGUUGGUGCGGCAGCUCCACCGACAACACCUCGCAGGCAGCUCAUGCCCACAGUGAACCCUGUGCGAAUAUAUCGCCGCUGCUGUCAACUUCGCGAGACGCCCAUCUUGAAGAAUAUCGUAGACAAGCUUUCAGAGCCGAAUGCAUAUUCCAGCGAUGUCGGUGUGGUUGCGAAGCUGGAUCUGACCGGGUAUUGGAUGCAAUUGGCUGAUCUCACGACGCUGAGCGAUUUCUUCGCCAUCGUUCCUAUUCGGGAGCUUGUCCUCGACAAUUGUGGCCUUACCGACGAGGGUCUUCGCGCGGUCUUGGCUAGCCUCUUGGCGGCCAAAAGCCCCAGAAGAGUGCAUCACCACCACCAUCACCACCAUCACCAUCACCUGCGUCAGGACCCCAACCCUUGCGAUAGCGAGGAAAAGAUACCUGCGCCGGCACUCAGCUUCAGCGGCACGACUCAUCAAGGCGGAUUUGUGGAGCGGCUCGUGCUCAAGAACAACCAAAUAGGCGCUGAGGGUUGGAAGCAUCUGGCUCUGUUUGUUUACAUGUGCCGGUCGCUGAAAGCUCUGGAUCUGUCAAAAAUUGCCAUUCCACAGCCGCCACAAAGCAGUUCACAGGCACAACUGGCGCCCUUGGAGGCGACGAAGUCGGGCUCGUCGAGUUCGUCGAGCACAGCGAGACAGACGGCAAGACACUCUCAAUCUGUAGCCCAGCUUUUGGCCAAGGCUAUCGGGGAGCGUCUGGGCGGCCCGACUCUAGAGCUGUUGAACUUUGGCGACACUGGCAUUAAGGCAGAAACGGUGGGCAUACUGAUUGAUGGCAUAGUCAAAUGUGGAACCAAACGACUGGGCAUAGCGAACAACGACCUUGACGACGCCAGCCUUGCACAUGUGGCUCGAUAUAUCGCUAGCGGCAAGUGCGAGAGCCUGGAUCUGGGUGGCAAUGACCUGCGUGAUCGGCUCGACACUGUCGCCGAUGCCAUUGGUGCGACCGAGGCACUCUGGGCACUGAGCAUCGCAGACUGCAACCUGAAGCCCAAUUCGCUGUGCAAGCUGCUCCCGCAGCUGACCAAGCUGCACAACUUCCGCUUCCUCGAUCUGUCGCACAACCAUGAUCUCUUUGAUUGCAAUCCAAGUGCGACAGCUCUGCUCCGGCGUUUCCUGCCGCAGAUGGAUUCGUUGAAGCGGGUGCACCUGGCAAACGUGGACAUGAAUGCCGAACAGGCCAUUGCCAUCGCUGAGAUCAUUCCAGAAAUAAAGGAGCUAGCUCACAUCAAUAUCCUGCACAAUGCGCAGCUUUCCAAGUUGGCCGAUGCCCGGACAGAGGAGAGUCAAGAGCAGGCGUGCGCUCUGUAUGCGUCGCUGCUCGCAGCCACGCGAAUAUCGCCAAGCAUUAUCGCGGUGGACAUUGAAACCCCCACUCUCGAGUCGACGGAGAUUGUCCGCGGUAUGGCAAAGCAAGUGCUCGCGUACUGCCUGCGCAACGUGGACCGUGUCACGUCUCGCAAUGCCGAAACCAUUGACGGUGAUGCGUUGGCUCUUCCCAGAACUGAGUCCAGUGGGGACAGCGAAGAUUCCAAGACGCCUACGCCGAGACGCGAGAUCGAAUAUCCCAAAGUCAUCCAGCAUCUCGUUGGCUUCGACGCGUCAUUACUGGAUGAGGUCGACGACAACGGGGUGGCACCUGAUGACGACUAUGUUCUUGGUGGCACGGGUGUUGCCCAAGCGUUGGAGUGCUGCCUGAAGAACCGCGGUACAGAGUCGGAGAGACCGUCGGACGAGCUCGCUCUAGAGGAUGACGGAUCGGCCACUUCGGCGACGGCAGUGAAGGUGCCCGGGACGAGUAAGGCGAAGGACAUGUCGAAACACUUGCUUCUCAGCGCGCGCAAGAUCCGAUUGCGGCUGCAACCUGCACUGCGGGAAGCGAAGGUGGUGUCUGGCGAGCACACCACAACAUACCAACGUCUACUUUUCCUGGACCAAACGCUGGACGGUAUCAUCAAGCGGUUCGAGAACGAGUUCCCGGAGACACGGGUAUCAAUCGACGGCAGCAUGUCGUUGUCUCUUCCGAUUCGGGUAGAGUCCAAUCGACAGCAUACACCGUCGCUUCAUUCCUCCAACGGGGGCGAGCCGGAUAUUUCGGGGUUGAUGAUUGCAGACGGCGAUAAUGAGGGCGAGAUGGAGAACGAGAACGAGACGGAUAUUCGGCCAUCAGGACUGGCACGUUCCGGGUCGACAGUCUCGCUGUCGUCAAAGGGCCUCACGAACGAAGAAGGUCGUGCGUUGCGGGCAGGGCACCGGUUCCGGAGCGGCUGGUUCAAGCACUACAGCUUGCUAUCUGGCAGGGAGGAUAUCGGGCCCGAUCCGGCGCUCUGCCAGAUGUUGGACGAAUUGAUCCACGAGGUCAAUGAUGCGGACCUGAACCAGAAGGUGGCAGAGAAGGGCAUCGUGCGGGUGUUCAACGAAGACCGGCCGGAGAUUCUCGAGAUCAUCAAGGCGCAGGACCCGGAGCACUGGGAGCGGUUUGUCGAGUCUCAACAGAAGGCGCGGGCAAACUUGAAGAUCGAGCUGGAUGACGGCCGAAACGCAAGCAUGAAGCUAGCAGAUGCAAGCUUGGACGAGGAGGCGAUUGAAGACGACGACGACGACGACGACGACGACGCGUUGACAUUUUAA
Molecule: messenger RNA, 3792 nt
Organism: Grosmannia clavigera kw1407
Lineage: Eukaryota; Fungi; Ascomycota; Sordariomycetes; Ophiostomatales; Ophiostomataceae
Product: cell wall biogenesis protein
Exons: 3
Coding region: 1-3792 (1263 amino acids)
Biological process (GO): nucleocytoplasmic transport; activation of GTPase activity
Cellular component (GO): cytosol; perinuclear region of cytoplasm; nucleus
Molecular function (GO): GTPase activator activity; small GTPase binding
Source: RefSeq, a predicted model, not a curated record